Messenger RNA from Lytechinus variegatus (green sea urchin), 2221 nucleotides. Its product is annotated as UDP-D-xylose:L-fucose alpha-1,3-D-xylosyltransferase 3-like. The record is from RefSeq and is a predicted model, not a curated record. The coding region runs from base 507 to 1460 and encodes 317 amino acids. Gene Ontology annotation, cellular component: Golgi apparatus. The transcript is spliced from 3 exons. Gene Ontology annotation, molecular function: glycosyltransferase activity. NCBI's taxonomy places the organism in Eukaryota, Metazoa, Echinodermata, Echinoidea, Temnopleuroida, Toxopneustidae.
GUCAAGCUUAUUCGAUACAUUUAGAUACAUGCGACUGGUAUACCGCCAUGUACAUUCCAACUCAUCUGGCUUGGGUCAUGGUAAAAGACGUUGGAAAUGCAUGUUAGAAAAUAGAAUUUCGUUGCAUAUAUACUGGCUCGAAUCCUGACCCUCUCAGCAGACCUGGUUUCAUGAAAGUGUCAUCGAUUGCACAUCCCCAUGUAUGAAUGCGGGUAUACGGCCAAUAUCAUUUGCAAUGGUGUGUUGGAUAAGUGUGAUUUUGUGAAAAGAGGGCUACGACGUUAGAAGUCAAAUCAAUCCUGGAUUUCGGCGUUUCAUCAAGAUGCUUGUGAAAGCCCCUAUGUCGUUACACACUUACUAUUUCACUUAAAUCAACACAUCGUAUUUCAUCAAUCUAGGAUGUGAUCGUGGAUUUCGUUUCAUCACAAGCCCAAUGAGGAAAUAAAGUGUCAAAAGAUUGAUUGAAAGGUGGCAUCAGGAAGAAAGAACAUACAAAAGACAAACAAAUGGCGGCUUCUUUGAGACCAUAUUUGGCAGGAUGGAUUUCUGGAGCAGUUGCCAUGACAAUUAUUUUUACCUUUACAGGUCCAGUCUACCUCGGUCAGAGAAUAACUCCAAGGUCAUUGCCUCCAAUCAGGGGUUCCAUCGCGGAUAGAGACGUAGUCGCCACCACCGACAUUGCUGAUGAAGAAGUAGAGGGCGCCACCGACAUUGUCCCAAGAAACAAGCGAAUGAUCUUGGCAACAACCAAUUCAGGCUUCCUGCACUUCACCAAGAACUGGCUAGAAAGCCUGAAACGCAGUGGUGUUCAGGACAAAAUUGUCAUCGUGGCCGAAGACGCUGCAUCGUUCAAAGCCAUCAAUGCUUUCACCGACUAUCCAAGCCUCGAGGUCAAACUAGCAGCCGAUGCCAAACAUCACAAAGAAGGUGUUCUCAAGUUCAGCUCCGACGGCUACCUUAAAUUUGUCAAUAAACGUCCUUCCUAUAUCUCUCACUUCCUCAAAAAAGGAUUUGACGUGCUCUUUUCCGACGUCGAUAUAGUUCUUCUCCAGGAUCCUUUCCCAUACUUUGACGAUGAUCUCGAUGUCACUCUCCAAAUGGAUGUUUGGAAGAAAGACAAUCACAACCAUUCGGAUGUCUUCUGUGCCGGCUUUGUGUAUUACCGAUCUACAAAUGCCACGAAGGAAUUCCUCAGGCGAUUCAUGGAGCGGAUAGCAGCAGACCCAAAGACCCCUGAUCAAGUGAUCCUUAACAGACUACUUCGGGAAAGGGAUAUCAAAAAAAUGGUGCGGGUUCACCCUAUGAAUGGUGACCUUUUCGUCAGCGGACGAUACUAUUUCGACCCGUCGUGGAGGGCGCUACAUACGGAACAGCAGCCAGUGAUGAUUCACAACAACUGGAUUAAGAACUCAGCCUCAAAAGUUAAACGAUUUAAGGAACUGGGUUUAUGGUAUGCCUAAGCUAUAUUCGUUAAAUGCGUUGCAUACAGAACAACAGCCCAUAAUGAUUUACAAGAACUGGAUUAAGAACGCAGCCUCCGAAAUCAUAAAAUAAAACUUGGUUUCUCAUUUAUCUAUGCAAAGACCGUUCUUCAUAUGGCUAAGAUCGUGAAAACAAACCAUGGGGAUUUCAAAGAAGAAGUAAACCACUCUUGGAAUUUGCCAAGACGGACCUUUUCGUGCGUGUCUUACCUGAUUUCACUAUUGAUGCAAAAUAACUCCAAUCACCAUGAUAAUGGUUUAAAGUGAAAUUCCAGUAGUUGCAGUAAACACUGAUUUCAUGAGAAAGUCUGUAAAACCAGGCUUAAUUGAUCAUCGAGGAUCUAGAUCUGGUACAGCUACUUCAUUUUCGUUAAAGAAUUGUCAAAUAUAUGGAUGCGUUCAUCACAAUUGUACGUUUAAACCAAGCUGUGUAAUGAUAUAAUUUUAUUUGAUAUCGUUUUUUUUUAAUUUAUGAUCAUGAAUGUAAUGUUUUAUUAUGUUCAAUUUUGUUAGAUUAGAGAAGACAAAAAAUAGCAGCUAAUUACAGGAUAUUAUUAUUAUACAAAUUCCUAACCUUCUUAUAUUUUCUUUAUCAAAUAUUAGUCAUCAUGUUCAUACUUUCAUUUAUUCCUAUUUUGGGUAUUUCACUUUUCUCUUUUCUUUUAAAAGGGAAGCAUAUCCUGACAAUAUAAGUUGUAUUUAAUAAAAAGAAUAGAAACAACAUAUAAAGAAUAACAGAA